This is a messenger RNA of Sparassis crispa, 3774 nucleotides long. RefSeq lists its product with no specific name. Gene Ontology annotation, molecular function: guanyl-nucleotide exchange factor activity. The record is from RefSeq and is a predicted model, not a curated record. Bases 1 to 3774 code for a protein of 1257 amino acids. The transcript is spliced from 14 exons. NCBI's taxonomy places the organism in Eukaryota, Fungi, Basidiomycota, Agaricomycetes, Polyporales, Sparassidaceae.
AUGGCCCUCAGCCACUCCCCGCGCAAGAUCGUACCUCUUGCCACUGGCGACGAGUUGCCGACUCGGAUUAGGACUGGAUCGUUAGGACCUUCUGUCACAAAACGCGUAUUCUUCUGCGGAGUGGUGGUGGAGAACGCGGAGAAUGGCGAAGUAAUUCCGCCAGACGUACAAGACUUCAUCGCAUCUCUUGGAGACCCUCUCGAUCUUGAGCCAGAGUCAGAUAAUUUGCAAUCUUCAUCUGAGACAAAUACUGGUCCGACACCACCAGGCACCCGCAGGCGGGCGAUGACUAACUUGUCUGCGCUCGCAGACAUAAUCAAGGAACUUGUCGUCACUGAGCGUUCUUAUGUCAACCGUCUGAAGACUCUCAAACAAGACUAUGCUGACCCUCUCCGAACAUUUGCCAGGAGUAAAGACACAGCAAUCCUUCCCCCUUAUGAGGCGAAGACUCUAUUCGGAAAUAUUGAUAACUUACUCCCUGUUAACGAGGCGUUUCUUAAAGACUUGGAGAGCAUGGAGCGACUGAACGGACCAGGUAUCGGAGAUGUUGCCCUUCGCCACUUCAAGGAACUGAGGGGGUUCGAACAUUAUAAGCAAUACUACUCUAAGAGAGAAGAAGCGCAAGCGAUCUUUGAAAGGGAGAUGAAGAAAUCAUCUGGCUUUCCAGCUUUUGUCGACCGCAUCAAAUACUCCUCGGCAGACACCAAGAACCGUGUAGGUCUGCGCGAAUUGCUGAUGGAACCUGUGCAGCGGAUCCCGCGGUAUACACUUAUGUUUCGCAUGAUGGUGAAACAUAUGGCCCCAGGGGACCCUCAGCGCGCCUUACUCGUAGAGGCAGACGAGAUUGCAAGCCGCAUUGCACUCGCAGAGACGGACGAGCAAACAAGACGUGCUACGAUAAUGUACUCCCUCAGCGCGAGUAUCGAGGACUUCCCGCCUGCAUUAGUCUCGCAUGGCCGACGCUUCGUCGACUGCAUCGAUGUCGAAGAUGUAAUCUCCGACAUUGGCUCCUCUUCGUUGGGCUCAGUGCAGGCAUCCGGGAAUCUCCAUUGUAGUUUGUUUCUUUUCGAUGACAAAGUGAUGAUCGUGAAGAGACCAGGCGACAAAGGGGGACGUUCGCUUACCGGCCUGGAGAGUCUGGGCAAGCUGGCAAAGACACCCUCGCUCCCCGUACCAAGGAAGAAGAGUGGGUUGUCUUACAAGGGCGUCGUAGACAUUACCGAAGUCGUCGCUACGGAUGUUGGCGGGUCCGAUUUCCAUAUGUAUUUGGAAACUCCUCCACAGGAUCAGACAGACCGCUGGUAUGGUCGACCCUUUCGCUCAUUCUCUGUUGUCCAGCCACCUGCCGCGAUCAAUCUUAAUCCCUCACGCACGGAGGCGGAUAAGAAACGGUUCUUGGAGAACCUAUGGGAAGUCCAGGCGAAGUACCGCACGAAACGCAACCAGUCUGUGGUAUUAGUAGCUGAAGAGAGGGAAGUGGAGAACCGUGGAGGGAAGAGUACGUUGGCUCGGACAUAUUUCAACAUCUAUCAGAGAACCCCAUUUCUGCAGGAAGUCAAGAAGACGAAGGUCGUUCUCCAGAUAGAUGCCCUAGGUUCUGCAGACCCGAUCCCAUUCGGGAUGCAAGGACCUCCAUUCGUAGUGGUGAGAGUGCAGCCGAUACCUGGCGACUUGUCACGCUAUAAAGUAACUUCGAGCGACCCCAACGAUGAGGACGAGGAAGAUAUUGUACAGACUGGUCGUGUCCCGGAAAGAAUAGUGCAGACCAUCCAUCAGUUCGGCCUCUUCAAGUUCCGCACAGGGAAGAGUUCGAUGCCAUCCACACCUACCGCGAGCACUCGUUCCCGGGCGGCCAUAUUUGGGCUUGAUGCUAUCUCUCGUAAUCUGUUCAAUGGUCGACCAGGCUCAUCUCGGGGUGACAUAUUCAGUGGUUCCACGAGCAGCCACAGACGUUCAAAGACUACUGGGACUAGCGGGUCGUCGAUCUAUACGCAAGCGACCUCUACUGCUACUGGCGACAGCACAUUCAGCCGCUUUUCUAGAGCCUCGUCUUCGACCGCCGCGACGAGUGUGAUGGAUGAUCAAUCUAUGGCUGGCAGUAGUAGAUCACGAUCAAUAUCUCGAUCUAAGAAGCUCAUCAAGAGGAAAUCACCAAUGGGUUCCGAAAGCGAACCGGAGUCCUCGCCUACUCAUGGGCGUUCAAGGUCUGACUCGUCGGUGUCUCCCUUGAGGGAAAGGGAGCAGCAGGUCCUCAGUGACAGGGAUUACGGCGGCGGCGUCUUUCACAUGGAUGAUUCCGAGCAGGAUCUCGCAUACCAGUUGGCCUUGGCCAGGCGCAAUAGUGAGAAUCAGAGUGAGCAAUAUGCUCCCGCUUUUGAAGAUGAGCGCAUAGAAGAAACCUUCUAUGAAGAUGUCCCGCCAGAUCCUAUGCUCCCUGCCCCGAGGCGCUCGAGAGAGUUGCCGGAUAUUCCGCAAGAUGCACAGAGCCAACGGUCAUCGACUCCAAGACCAGGAUCAAUUACGCCCACGCGAGUAAUUACUCCCGAUUUCACUACAAGCAGAAGUCGUUCGAUCUCCCACUCUCCCGAGCGCCAUCCGAGAGGCCCACGCACGCCGUCGCCUUUGCCGCCGGGGCUGGAUGACGCAUUCGAGGAAACGUUGGUCAACAUGUCGCAGGUACCAAUAACACCCAUCCCGCGUAGCAAACGUCAACCCUUCGACCCCACGGGUAACAACACGAAUGCCAUUCCGAAGGCUGCGAGCGGCGAAAGUUCAAGGCCACCCAGCAUUGUUGAGCCUUUAUCUAUCAAGAAAAAGGCGUCUGUUCGAACAAAUGCAAGUGGUUCGCCUUCGAAGAAGUCGAACAGCAUAGUGCGCAGUUCGCCUUUGAAAGCGGGGCACCUCGCUUCUCCCCGCCGCUCAUCAGGCCGGAAUUGGCGAGUACACACACCACAUCCACCUAAGCUACCGUCGACGGUUGUUGACGAGGAGCCUCCUCGUCUACUCCGAUUCACCGAGACAACGAAGGAAGAUUUGGAAUCAUGUCGCCGCGCUCUCAAACGAAUAAAACUUGAAACAGACAAGUUGCGCUCCUCGACGCCUACGCCUGCACCCCGAGAAGAGAUUAGCCGUCCAUCCUCUCCCCUCAAGGCUCUCCGUACUCCGCCGUGGGACUCUCCGUCGUCUAUGACUAAGGAAGCACAGGCUCGCAUGGAAGAGAUGGCGAAGCUUAUUGGGAAGCGGACUGAGGUCACUGGACGCCUUCGGAGUCAAAGUGUUAUCGGAAACUCUACACUGCCUAAAUCUCCGGAGAAUACACAUAUUGAUAUUGCCCGCGCCAUUGAUGAAUUCGCUUCCGAAGCGGACCGCGAUUUGGCUAAGGCCCUGGAAACUCAGGCAUCCAUUCAUUCCGACGUCCACGCAGUGGCUAGUCUGCUCACUGAGAGAUCAUCUGAACUGGAGUUGACGAAGGCCGAACUUCGCAGCACCAAGCGUCAAUAUGAAUUGAUCAAAAGUCUCCUCGCUGACUGCACUACUGAGAAAGAGCUUCUGUUCGAGGCGUUCAAUGAAGAACUGGAUGGGAUGUUCAAUGAUGCGAAUCUUCCUGAGGAUGAAGCUUGGGCAGCUAUGACCAGGGAUCUACAGCAAGCCAAGCAGGCUAGGAAUACGUAUUGGAAAGAGAAUUCGGAUCUGAAGAGGCGACAAGCAGAAGUGGAGAUACAGCAUGAUGAAUGGGGCGCUCUUCUACGAGCUCAUGGGCUGAUACCUCCUUGA